CCAAAAUACAGUCUUCUGCAAACCUUUUUAUGCAUGGGACUAUAUAUUAAUAAGAUUCCAUAUAAGUCACCCCAAUAACCUGGGUGCAAAUACUUUAUAAGUCAUGUGUGUAUCUAGCCAACCUCUUUCAGCUCCUGAAAGCAAAUGACAUGCAUCAUUUUGCACACAAACCAUAUGAUCAGCGUGUUUCAAACUGAUUUCAUUACAAUGUCCCAGUUUGUUCAUUCUCUUACUGGCACUAACUGGCUACCGUAGGCCACAGUGUGGUGGAAGCAAGGCUGAAUGUGGCCUGAUUGAUGGCAUGUUCCUUGUAGAGCUAGGUAAAAUGGCGUAUUGUGGCAAUCUAAUUCUGCUACAUUCAGCAACUCGUGCUCAAACAACUUCAUAGUUUCCCUAUAUGGAUGGACUGGCCAUAGAAACCCCACCCCCUCCCUAUAGUUACCAAAUGGAGCAAAUUCCCAUACAGACAAAUUGUUGUACAUGACAGGUAGCCAUUUUACCAGCGAAUUGAUUAGCCGUCUUAAGAGCUUUGCAUAUCAGUGGGAUCUACACAAACUGCGUAAAGAGCAGUGCUUUAUCUGCAGUGUUUUUUAGUUGUUCUUUGUAGUUUACUCUAACCAGUGUAGCGUGACUAUCUGACUAAAAAUAAUGGCCUGAAAAGUAUUUGCAAAGAUGGGUAUCUGAAUUUUUGGUCUGUUUGGGAGAAUACCUGCCAGACUGCUGUUGUCUAAAGCACAGCCAUGGCCACACUCCUGGGAGUACAUUUAAAAAUACAGGUCUUUUUUUUUUUUUUUUUUUUUUUUUUUUUUGUAAAAUAUAUUUUUAAAAAACCCACCUGUGCUGAAUAUACACAAAUUGUGAUUGCUAGGGCUGGGCAGUGAUACCAUUCAUCAUUAUAUAAUAUUGAUGUCACAAUACACUUUUCUGAGCUAUCACCACUGUGUGGAUUUUUUCACUGUUGUUUUUUUAAAACAACAAUUUCUUCUGAAUCAUUAUUGAAUAAUUUAAAUGUUAAAAUUGUAUGGAAUUCCCCCCUUUCUCUUUUUCAGAGUUGAUAUUUAAUGUCUAAAAAAAUAUAUUUUUUAUCAUAGAAUUCAGGGUUUUUUUUUUUUUUUGGCCAACACUACUGUUUUGCAGGCUUAUAUAUUGUGAGUCAUAUUGUAGAAAUGUACUCAAGUAUCAUGAUAUAUUUGUCUGAACCAAGAAAUUUAGGCAGUUUAGUGUUAUGGUCGCCAGCAAAGAUAGACAAGUUAAGUGGAACAAAGGCUCUUUAUGCAGUUGGUGUAAGCACUGAGAGCACAGAGGUUGCUCGUACUGCAGUGAAUACAAAGGAUGAUUUGCACGCAGGAGGGCUGCUGUAUUCUACAUAGCUUUGUUCAGUUGUGAAAGAGUGACCAAAUCAGCACUCACAGGAGUUACAUGUACUAGCCCUGUAUUUUGGAUAUGAUUGAGCUGGAUCACGUGACGAAUCAGAGGACUGUCACAGAACAACAGACUGGUGAUUUUUGAUAUAUAUUUGUUUGAUUCCAUCUGUUCAACAACACUUAAAAAUUAACAUGAACGCAUUUUUAGUCCCAAAAAAGGUUUCAUUAAGAAUGGAAGGCAACAAUGUAGUUACAUGAGGUUUUUAAAUCCAUAUCAGUGUGAACAUGGUCUCAGGUUUACUAGCCACAUAAAAGUUUCAUGAGAUAUGGCUGAUGUUGCAGCAUCAACAGAAAGAGCUCACCUUGAGACUGAGUAACAGCAUGGGAUUAGAUUGUGAAGAUUUGUCUUUCCUUUUUAAAAACUUUAGAAGUGAGCUUGUUCCUAGAUGGUAGAGUGCUGCAGGAAUGAGUCUUAAAAUCUGGAAAGGAGUUCGCAUUUUAGCACUUCCUGUUCCAUCGUCCAAAAGACAGUGGGUCAAUUGCACAUAAUAAGGUCUGUGUUUAACACAAGCUCAAGAUAUUUUCAUGUUUUAUUCUGGGACAUAAAAGACAUCAGUAAUACCCUACUCAUGAUUUUUUUUUAAAGCUUUUACGUGUCUUGGAAAAAGGUGGUUGCUAACAAGUGGCUAAAUGGGAUUACAGAGGUUGUCGGACAUUAAACGGCAUCACGACUAACAGGAAAACUCAUCUACUACAGCCUCGGUGUGUUUAUACUCGCGCCCUUGCAAAUUAUUCCACGUCAAACAUUCCAACUUGGAGAUUUAUCAAAGUUAAAGUAUUUUCCAAUUGUAGUGUUUUUAAAUAAAGAUUGAAAUAGUUGUCGGAAGCUUAGUGGUGGUGAUGUUGAAGUCAUCCUAACUUUAGCUUUUUUACUUCUGCCGAUUUUGUAUUUAGGCUUCAAAAUUAAUAAAAUUUGUGAAGAUUAUCUUGAUGAACAAAACAUGUAAGAAUCAUUAACUUUUGAUCUUAUUCUACAAUGAUGUAAAAGCCAAUGGAAAAAUCCUAUUGGCUUUUUGUUGAGGGAACCAGCGUGACGCUAAUUUUCGGGUCGGCCUACAAGAAUACGUCAUCUCUACUGCACUCUGUUGUACGUCUCUUUUAGUGUGUUGCCUUAAUGUCCUAACUGGUAGCCCUGUAACUGCCUUCAGCUACUAUGUUGAAAACUGAGCCUUGGCUCUUUUGUUCAGAAGAGCUUCUGUACGUGUUGACGAAUAUUUUCCAAGAUCCAGAAUAUUCUACAAACACCUAACUCUCUUCAGAAAAUUGCUCCUAAAUAAUUUAAAGUGCAUUAGAAUUGGUGCCUUCAUGUGGAACAUAUAAUGAGGCGAGGCUUUCCCCUCAGACCACGGAAAGGCAGUGCUGGUCACCAUUACGGCUGGGAAAAGAGGUGGGAUCCUUCCCGAUGCUUGUCAGACAUCAUUAUAGUGCUCAAGCCUGGGACCAAUUAUGGAUUUCUUUUUUUUUUUCUGAUUUUUCUAAUGGUUUAUUAUUUCAGGCCCUCCCAGCUCAAGGUUUCUUUAUAUUCCAGGCAUGCACCAGCACCUUGUUUCUGAAGACUGGCCACCUCAGCUAGUUAGGCUUUUUUAAGUUCUUGCUAACUUCCACCACACAAUUCCCCAAGUUCACAAACUACGGGUGUAGGUUUAACUUGGAAAUUGGUAGGGAUGCAUGAACGUGAAGUUACCCUGAACCUAUAUGGGUAAUUUGGAAAAACAACCUAUCCAACAGUUGAAUAUGUGGUUUAAAUAUGCAUAGGCUGUAUGGUUUUUGCUAAUGAUCAACCAACACAUGCAUAUGCAAAUUAAUAUGCAAAGCUUGCAAAACGCGCACACACACACCAUUAACUGAGCCACAGACAUGUAUUCUAGCAGCCACGUAGUAACUGAAUCCACACAGAUGAAUAAAAACAAUUUAUUGGACUUUAAAGGACAUAGUCAUGCUUAAAUGGAAACUACAGUUAAUAACAAAUAUUAUGACAAUGAAGCAUAAUUUUGCCUACUGGAUUCAGUAUAUAUCUAGAUAAAUUUACAGCUAACUAGUUAAAAAGUAGGACCCUAGGCACAAUACUAAUCAGUCCAUACAGUUUUUUUGUGAUUGUUGUGGCCAUAAAUGUUUGAUUUUGCUGCAGAGUUUUCUAUACUUUUUUUUUUUUUUUGCAGAAAACUACAUGAAUUGGCGAAAUUGCAAUAGCAAGAAAUUGAUUUGCACUUUCUUUCGCGUUGAUGUUUGUUGAUAUGUGAGACCUUUUUAUCUAUACUCAUGUUUGACUCUGGUGAAUCGAAGAGGGCUUUGGCUGAAUUCGGAUGUUGCGUCCUGGCCCAAAUCUGUGGUAAUUUUGAAAAAUUCAAGCUCCUCCUAAUAUUGCGGAAUUUGCUCGAUUUUUCCCUUAAUUUCUGUGAUAACAAAAUUGCGAACUCCUGCAGGGACUGACUAAUAGCUAGUGCUUAAAAUGUGUAUCCCUUCCAUUGCUAGCAUGAUUAUUGCUAGCUUGGGGGGCGAGGCAACUUCCUCACUGAAAGCUCCUUAUCACAGUUGGGCAUUAUAUAGUCCAUAAAUAUGAUUUACCCACCAUAAUUACCAAUUCAGUUUCUCUUGUAAGAAUUCUUGGCUAAUGUGGGAAAAUGUUGGAAGAUGAACGAGAGAUGUACAUUUUCUGUGGUUGGUUGUUUUUCACAGGAUGCUAUGACCUCUGUAUGAAAAGGGGUUUAUGGCAUCCAUGUAAUAGAUUUCAGCUCUAGUUGACCUGAAUGCAGGUGGUCCACUGUACUGAAGGAUUGUUUACACUCUGUGUGUGUGUGUGUGUGUGUGUGUGUGUGUGUGUGUGUGUGUGUUGCUGACACAUAUCUCAGUGUGGAGUCUUUGCUUCAGCUAGAAGAUGGUAAUCGGACUCUAAAUGGAGAGUCGAUUUCACUUCCCAUAGACCAGAUUGUUACUAAGCCUGUCCAUGUAGUAAGAAGUGUAAUCUGAAACGGUGUUGGGUUUUUGUGUAUAUUAACCACUCUUCACUGCGGACAGAAAUGCUGAUAGAAUCUAAUAGUGUAGUUUAACAGUUUAGCUGUGCAAUGAUCUAAAUGUCAACUGGAUCAGGUCUUUUUUUUUUUUUCUUUUUUUUUUCUCCCUGUGGUUUUGUCUCAGGAUUUUCCGGCUUUGCCUCAUUACAACCCAGUCUUGAAACAAGGGCAAAUGCUUUCUGACUGGCAUUGUGCUGUGAUUGGCAUCCUGGCUCGAUCUCUCUGUGUGUCUGUGUGUGUGUGUGUUCGAGAGAGCAUAGGAGAAGGCAGGGGUUCUUUUUGGCUCUUUCCAUUAAGGAAAAAAAGAAGCAAAGCACCCUCCACUCUGGCUUGGUGUAGUUGCUGGCCAAUUUCCUGUUCCAGGUCAAUGAGUGUAUUGUACACUUUGCUUGUCCAGACUCCCACUUCCAAAUGUAAAGUGACCUUUUCAACUUAAGCAGAAGUUCCACAGCCACAAUGAUAAUCUGAUCAUUUUCCAGUGUAGAUGUUUAUCUCUUCUAGUCAAUUUCCUUCUUAGAGCUCAUAUGUUUUACAUUUUAUAUAUCAUGGAAAAUAUUGUUUCUUCUGAUGUUAUGUUUAUUAGACAUCUCUUUUGCUGGUUUUAUAAUUAAUAUGAUGAUAAAGGAAAAAUCUAAAACAACUUAUGGUAGAAAAACUAGAAUUACUAUAUAUUAAAAGCAUACUGUACACUCUUUUUCUAUAUCACUGUGUAAUUGUAAAUCAUUUUUUACAUUGGUUGUUGUACUUUCUCAGUUAACUUUUCCAAAAUUAGCAGAUUUUGAACUCCCAGCAGAAAUAAGUUAACCAUCACUUCAUUAAGUUAACAGGAAGAAAUGUAAUAUGUAGGUUUAUGAGCUCUUCUCGUAAACAGUAAAGAUCAAUUCAAAAAAGGUAGCAAAUUAUAUUAUUCCACUUCAUGGCUCAUCUCCUGUACACACCGGUGGCUUUAACAGAGAAAAUAAACAUAGUGUGGUGAAUAGGCCCCCUUAGCAGCUUAUAAUUGAACCUGACCCAGUCAUGCAAUUAAUUGCAACCCAUAAUAUUUGUGCAGCAGUGCGGUGUUGCGGUGCUAUGACCCCAGGAUUGGGGUCGUGAGCUGUCUGGUCAGGAGAGUCGUGUCUCGUUUAGGUCGAGUCUUGGUUGCAGUGUAACUUGAGAAUAAGUAUUUCUGUGGCUUACGCCCGAGCACUGGCUUCAGGAGUAAAAUACUUACCCAUCCUAAUUUGUUUCCAUUUUGUAAUUGAAAUGUUAGCAUGUUUUAUAAGUGCCUUAAACAUAUUACAUUUUGUUAGUUUGUGUUUUGAUUGAGAAUCGUGUUGCUACGUUCUGAGACUGGGAUUGUUCCUGUCUAGAGCUGUAAUAGUUUUGAUUCUGCUUUGAGUUGUUGCACAAAAUGUGUGUCACACAUGAUAUUUUUGAUAUCAAUAAUAGCAUAAGCCCCUAAUAUACAGCAUAAUAUAAGAUUUUUUACACACUUGAAAUUUACUUAUACUUUUGUUAGAGGAAGUGUGUUCUUACUAAGAAAUCACUCUUUUGUACUGUUUGUCAUUAGGGAAAAGAUUUGGUGGACUAGAAAGUUUCUGUUGAACAGAACAGUUUCUGGUGGACAGUUUCUUUUUGAAGAUAAUUUAUCUCCAGAUGUCCUUGACUCACGUGCACACAGAGCAUGGUGACUAAUUGCUGCUACCACUUAUGCAAGGAUCCGCCAUACAAAGUGGAAGAGUCUGGAUACGCUGGCUUUAUCCUGCCUAUUGAAGUGUACUUCCGAAAUAAGGAAGAGCCGAAAAAAGUGCGCUUCGACUACGAUCUGUUCCUGCACUUGGAAGGUCAUCCCCCUGUCAAUCACCUGCGCUGUGAGAAACUCACCUUCAACAACCCGACAGAGGAGUUCCGCAGGAAGCUGCUAAAGGCCGGCGGGCAACGAGAUCCUCACAAAAGAAGUUCGGAGGACUCUAAAGUGAUGGUCAUGCAGGAAGGCUCAACGUCUCUGUUUGGUCAGCACCUUAAGCUGCCCACUUUACCCAGCAGCUCACUGACCCUGAACUUCUCUGAUGGCAAAAAGAACAAGUCCUUUUCAGGAGCAAAGGACGGGUCCAAAAGCGGUAGUGCCCUCACCAUCACCACCACCAACAACAGCAUCAGCAGCAGCUCACUCAAACUCCACAAGCCAUCCAAGGAGCACAAGGACAAGCCUUCCAAAGACUCGAAAGAGUCCAAAAGUGCCUUCAGAGACUUCAGCAGGGACUCGGGCAAAGUCUCCAAAGACUCCUUGAAGAAACCCAAAGAGAACCAGCCGCUGCGUGAUGAGCAGCCCAUCCCUAAGAUGGGUUUCAAAGAGCCCAAGGCCAUAUCAAAGGAACACCGGGCAACUGAGGUUAGCUUCUCAAGCUUGGGCCAAAAUAAGCGAAGGCCCUCGAUGGAUGAUGAAGCCCACAUUACCAAAAAACAGAAAGGAAGUUUUUCAGAGUCGUCGCAGAAGCUCCAGUCCAGUUCCAGCUUGAUCCAGCCUCACCACUCAGAUAAAAGGGCUCUAAAGGACAAAUCGCAGGUCCGGCAUUCCAAGUUAAGAGAUAAUGACCUGUCUGAGAGAAGGAAGGUGUCCACGUUGCCUCCUUUUCAGGAUGUGUUGGACCCAAAUGACUCUGAUAUGGAUGACAACAUUUCUGCUAAAUACGACUCAGAACAGCCCAGUCCUGCCAGCUCCAGCUCCAGUUCGAGUUCAGGAUACAGACCUACACACAAGCGACAAGUGCUAGGUCCUUUACAGACAAUAAUACCAGAUUUGCACUCGGAUGAAAAUGAAGACGAGUCAGAGGAGGAAGAGGACAACGACUUGGACUCAGACAUGGAGCGCCCCUUACACACACACAUGACGCAUCGCCAUCGCAGGGUGAGUUUGAGUGACGGCAGUGACAGUGAGAAUAGCUCCACCUCUUCACCACUCCCACAUAAUGAGACCCCGCCUCUUCUGAAGGCCAGCAAUAAUCAGAUUCUAGAAGUGAAGAGUCCCAUGAAGCAGACAAAAGUGGAUAAAAACAAGAAUGUCGACUGUGACAAGGCAUACUUGGAUGAACUGGUGGAGCUCCAUAGAAGAUUAAUGACACUGAGAGAGAGGCACAUAUUACAGCAGAUUGUAAACCUCAUCGAAGAAACCGGACAUUUUCACAUCACAAACACAACCUUUGACUUUGACCUUUGCUCCUUGGACAAAACCACGGUUCGAAAGCUGCAGAGCUACCUAGAAACUUCUGGAACAUCUUGAAGACGUGUGCAGCUGGCUGCCAUGAGCAGGAACACCAGACCUCCUGAUUGUCCUCCUGAUUUUGUCUCAAUCAACUUGUGGCAAUGUUAUGGAAUCAGCUUCAUCGAGAGGUCCUGGAGCUCCUUUCCUCUCUCUGUGUGCCUCAGAGAUGGAUGUGAGAUUCUUCCUGUCCACCAGGACUUCACCUGAAAAGCCUUGAAAAGUCCAACAUUGCCAAAAAGGGAAUAACAAGUUCAUGCGCCAAAAAAAACAACAAAAAACAAUGUGCAUAUUGUUACGCUGUAUGAAUGAUGUUUGGUUCUGUUCUUUGUGAUGAAUGCAUGUCUCAACACUGCCUUACACCAUUGUCUAUUUAUUGAGUAUGAGUUUCAAGUGUGUGUGUAUGUGUGUAAGAGCAAAUGAUAUUAAACUUGUGCAAGCACUUGGGCACAGUCAUGUCAUUGGUGUUUUAAGGUGGUUGAAGUGUUAGAUUUUGCUCACCAAGUCUAACAAUUACAUCCAGUGUGAAAUGAAGAACAAAUUAUCCGUGACAUAUUUACGAGACUGUUUGGACAUUUAAAGGCACUGUAGAAAUUGUGGUUUUAGAGGUAAGCACCAUUCUUGGGCUUACUGCUGUUUCCAGAAAAAGCAAUGUCAUGAAACAAAACUUUCAUGGGGAGAAUCAAAUACUAUUUUUAAGUGAUUGCACAUGAAGGCAGUACCAACAUUGGAAUAAUUGAGUUAUGUCACCAGUAUUUGUACUGGUCAGGACUGAGCUAAAAACAGUGAUUGAUUUUAAGGCCAAAUAUGCUUACAUAGUAAGACUAUGUUUCAGUUGAAAGCUGUCUUAUUGAAUUUGUUAAUGUUAUUUAUUUCAUAGGGACCACAAUCGCUUUGCUUCUGUCUUGGCUGUCUCUAAACCAGUGGGAACUGGUUAUGGGUCUUUUGGAAAUUUUAGUUUGUCAGAAUUAAUUUUUUCCCCACCAAGUUUACUUUUCAGGUCCUCUGAACUCUUCUUUAACAGCUUGAUCAUUGCUUGAUUGCUAGAUGUCAGUGUGGGCAGAUUGUACAGUUGAGCUGUAGGCUUGAUGGUUGAGUUAUGCCUUAAGGCAAGACCAGUAUCUUUAGAUGGGUUAUUUUAAAUCAAAUUAAUACAUCUGUAGGAGCUACAGAUUACUUUGGUGACCUGACAGGGAGGGGGCUGAAUUAUUGGCACUGUGUGUAUUUAAAAAAAAAAAAAAAAAAAAAAAAAAAAAGUGUACGAAUUUUUCAUAUUUGCAUUUUUGUAUUGUGUUUGUUUUUUGAAUGAAAUCAAACUUUGUAUACUUUUUUCUGUCUGGAUUUCCCUGAUUUGAGUUUCUCAACCCAAAGAACCUUUAGUUAAGCUAUCAUUAUAUAAUGUUUAUAUGUGUAUAAACUUUAUAUGUGAUAAAAACUGAAUAUCUUUCCUUUCUUGGAAGGUACUGACCUGAUUCCAGCAGAACAUUUUUUUUUUAUCCUAAUAUAAAAUCCAAACAGUCUG
This is a messenger RNA of Ictalurus furcatus (blue catfish), 9198 nucleotides long. It is a transcript of the gene mllt3, whose product is annotated as MLLT3 super elongation complex subunit. Lineage: Eukaryota; Metazoa; Chordata; Actinopteri; Siluriformes; Ictaluridae. Gene Ontology annotation, biological process: regulation of DNA-templated transcription. The coding region runs from base 6102 to 7697 and encodes 531 amino acids. The transcript has 12 exons. The record is from RefSeq and is a predicted model, not a curated record. Gene Ontology annotation, cellular component: super elongation complex.